Messenger RNA from Ochlerotatus camptorhynchus, 345 nucleotides. RefSeq lists its product as uncharacterized. Lineage: Eukaryota; Metazoa; Arthropoda; Insecta; Diptera; Culicidae. The coding region runs from base 1 to 345 and encodes 114 amino acids. The transcript has a single exon. The record is from RefSeq and is a predicted model, not a curated record.
AUGAUCGAUGACCGGCUAAACUUCAACAACCACGUCGAAUAUGCCUGUGAGAAGCCUUCGAAAGCCUUUAACGCGAUAGCUAGAAUCAUGCCGAACAGCGCUGGUCCCAGCAGUAACAAGAGGCGUUUUUUGGCCAGUGUGUCAACGUCGAUACUGAGGUAUGGAGUUCCAGCCUGGGUUGCAGCGCUGGAAACGAAGCAGAACCAAAGGAAACUGAGCAGUACGUUCCGGCUCCUGGCCAUGCGAGUUGUGAGUGCGGCCAGAACCAUCUCGUCGGAAGCAGUAUGCGUUAUCGCCGGUAUGAACCUUAUCGGAGAAAAGCCGGAAGAGUACGGGAAGUUGUGA